Molecule: messenger RNA, 657 nt
Organism: Drosophila serrata
Lineage: Eukaryota; Metazoa; Arthropoda; Insecta; Diptera; Drosophilidae
Source: RefSeq, a predicted model, not a curated record
GCGAAAACAUGAAGUUUACCCUCUUUGCUUUGGCCUUGUGCCUGCUCUGCGUAAAUGCCGUGGUGGUGCCCCAUCCCAACGUGGACUCCUCGCCAGAAUUGGCCGACUUAACCGACUUGAUCGAUGGCCAGGCGACCGAGGAUUUGGCCAUUUUAAGCAGCACCUACAAGUACAUUAAGCUGGCUCUACGCAGCAUCAAGGGACUCAACUGUGUGCUCAAGUGGGUCGCCGGUAUCCAGGACAGUGCCACCAGUUUCAACAGGAAUGUGGUCGGUUGCGGUGUGACCGCCAGCAAGGAUGUGACCAACCUGAUCAAUGCCAACGCCAAUAUCAUCAGCACCUCCUCCAGUCUCAUCAACCAGAAGUCCGGGGUCUGUGCCAAUACCGACACCGAGGGAUCCACGAUUACCAACAGCUGCUUCGCGAAGACUCUGGCUGGAGUAUGGAAACUGAACAAGCAGGUGAAGGCUGCCAUUAAGCUGGCCGGCAAGCUGCCCAAGACCGGACCCAAUGCCGUCGCCUGUGUCAACGAUGCCGUCAACACCCUGGUCACCUACUACACGGCCUUCCCUCAAAACAUGCUCGUCUGCUCCCAGUUGACCUCUUAGGAAGGUCCUCUUUACACUUUUUAACUGAAUAAAGCAUUAUAUAAAAAUA